AUGUGCCCUGGGAUCUCUGAUGACUUGCUCACCAUUGAUGACUCUAAACACCUUGCUCGGCUCCAUCGAACCCCCACAGGUGGUACGGAGCGCAUCCAUACACUUCAUCUUAACUCAGCUGCAGGUCUCAUCACCAUCUUCAGCGUCUAUGCACCGACUCUGGGCGCUUCCGAUGAAGACAAAGACACCUUCUACGAUCAGCUGGACAGUCUGGUUAGCGGGAUCCCCAAGGUUGAGCCUAUCCUGCUCCUCGGUGACGUCAAUGCCAGAGUUGGGACAGACCAUCAGUCAUGGUCGUCUUGCAUUGGACACUAUGGCACUGGGAAGAUGAACGACAAUGGACAGAGAUUGCCAGAGCUCUGCUCCUAUUAUAACUUGUGCAUCACGAACACCUUCUUCCAGUCUAAACCCCAGCACAGGGUGUCAUGGAUGCACCCCAGGUCCCGUAGGUGGCACCAACUGGACCAUGUGAUCACUAGACGCUCCCUGCUGAGCAGCGUACUAGGAACACGCAGCUACCACAGUGCAGACUGCGACUCAGACCACGCCCUAGUAUGCAGCAGAAUGAGAUCCCUCCCCCGAAAGCUACAUUGCUCCAAACCCCCAGGUCGGCCUUGUAUCGACAUAGCCAGGAUUGGUGAUUGCCAGCGCAGGGAGGAAUUUGUUUACAGCCUUGAGAAUGCCGUCAAAGAUCUUCCGGAGCAGGAUGUCAUGGGACGAUGGACGUCCAUCAGGGAUACCAUUUACGAUGCCGCCAUUGCCGCCUUUGGAAAGAAGGAGGGAAAUAAUCCUGACUGGUUUAACGCCAACCUCCAAGAACUUGAACCUGUCCUUGCUACCAAGCGCUCAGCUCUUCUCGCCUACAGAAAGUCACCAUGCGAGAAGACGCCAACUCCAAGAAAAGUGCAGAGAACAGGACCCGGCCUGUUCCGCCUUUUGGAGAAGAUUGGUUGCCCUCCCAAGCUGCGCAGCAUGGUGGUAUCCUUUAACGAAAACAUGAAAGGAACUGUCGUCUUUGACGGGUCAUCCUCAGAGCCAUUCCUCAUCAACAGCGGUGUCAAGCAGGGUUGCGUGCUUGCACCUACCUUGUUUGGCAUCUUCUUCUCGAUGCUGCUGAAGUAUGCUUUUGACUCGUCCACUGAUGGCAUCAACAUUCACACCAGGUAUGACGGGAAACUCUUCAACCUCGCUCGCUUACGGGCCAGAACAAAAGUGACCGAAGUCCUCGUCAGAGAGAUGCUGUUUUCGGACGAUGCUGCCCUGGCCACGCAUACAGAAGAGGCUUUUCAAAGACUCAAAGACCUCUUCGCUACAGCAUGUUCAGAAUUUGGGCUUACUGUCAGCUUGAAAAAGACUAAUAUCAUGAGCCAGGAUGCCAGCAACCUACCCUGCAUUAAGAUCGGGGACUAUACCCUGGAGGUGGUGGAGGACUUCACCUACCUUGGUUCCACCACACGCGAAAACCUGUCCAUCGAUACCGAGCUAAGCAAGCGCAUCGCAAAGGCUUCAGCUACCAUGGCCGGACUUACAAUGAGAGUCUGGAAAAAUAAGCUUCUGACAGAGAAGACCAAGACCAGGGUAUACCAGGCCUGUGUCCUCAGCACUCUGCUGUACGGUAGCGAAACAUGGACGACCCUCAUGUGA
Dreissena polymorpha is the source of this 1644-nucleotide messenger RNA. RefSeq lists its product as uncharacterized. The record is from RefSeq and is a predicted model, not a curated record. Lineage: Eukaryota; Metazoa; Mollusca; Bivalvia; Myida; Dreissenidae. Bases 1 to 1644 code for a protein of 547 amino acids. The transcript has 3 exons.